This is a messenger RNA of Chelonus insularis, 3608 nucleotides long. RefSeq names its product N-alpha-acetyltransferase 15/16 (gene Naa15-16). Bases 271 to 2838 code for a protein of 855 amino acids. The record is from RefSeq and is a predicted model, not a curated record. Gene Ontology annotation, biological process: N-terminal peptidyl-methionine acetylation. Gene Ontology annotation, molecular function: protein binding. The transcript has 9 exons. NCBI's taxonomy places the organism in Eukaryota, Metazoa, Arthropoda, Insecta, Hymenoptera, Braconidae. Gene Ontology annotation, cellular component: NatA complex; cytoplasm.
AUUGAAAAUAAGUAUUAUCUCAUCUUAUGAGUUAUUUUUCAUUUAAUUUGAAACAACAAUAAAUUUGAUAGUGGAGUAAUUUGAUAAAGAAAAAAUGAGUACGAACUGAACUAUAUGGUACCGUGAAAACAGCACUUCCGGCGGAACGAAAUUGUCGCGAAUGAUCACGUGAUCAAAGAUCGACUUCUUCGUUUAGUGACCACGAGGUUUUGUGGUAGAAAUUAAGUUAACCGGGUGAAAAAAACCCAUUAUUUUUGUAUUUAUACAAAAAUGCCCUCCAGUAAUCCUCUACCACCCAAAGAAAAUGCUUUGUUUAAGCGAAUUUUGAAAUGUUACGAACACAAGCAGUACAAAAAUGGAUUAAAAUUUGCUAAGCAAAUUUUGUCCAAUCCAAAAUUUAGUGAACAUGGAGAGACAUUGGCAAUGAAAGGAUUGACUCUUAAUUGCUUAGGUAGAAAAGAAGAAGCUUAUGAUCAUGUACGUCGUGGUCUCAGAAACGAUUUGCAAUCUCAUGUUUGCUGGCAUGUCUAUGGAUUACUACAAAGAUCAGACAAAAAAUAUGAUGAAGCAAUCAAAGCAUAUAGGAAUGCUCUCAAAUGGGACAAAGAUAAUAUUCAAAUUCUCAGGGAUUUAUCGCUACUCCAAAUUCAAAUGAGAGAUUUAGAGGGUUAUAAAGAUACAAGAUAUCAAUUGUUUAUGUUAAGGCCAACUCAAAGAGCAUCAUGGAUUGGAUUUGCAAUAUCGUAUCAUUUAUUGAAAGACUAUGAAACAGCAUUAAAAAUACUUGACACGUUUAGAGACUCUCCAAUGGUUUGCUAUGAUUAUGAACAUAGUGAGCUGUUAUUAUAUCAAAAUAUGGUGAUUCAAGAAUCAGGAGAUAGUGAACAAGCAUUAGAACAUCUUAACAUUUAUAGUGAUCAAAUAUGCGAUAAAAUAACUGUUAAAGAAACUUAUGGCAAAUUACGUCUUGAAUUAGGACAGUAUGCUGAAGCAGUUCAAGUGUACAAGGAUUUAUUAAGUAUUAAUCCUGAAAAUACUACGUAUUAUGAAAAACUUGCUGAAGCUGAAAGACACACUUCUCCGGGAGAUACGCUCACUAUGCUCCAAAGAUACGAAGAAUUGUUUCCUCGUGCAUUAGCUCCUCGUCGAUUACAACUUAAUUAUGCAUCUGGUGACCAAUUUAAAUCUUUGGUUGAUAGAUAUUUACGAAGAGGUUUGCAUAAAGGAGUACCACCAUUGUUUGUUAGUCUUCGUUCUUUAUACGUUGAUAAACAGAAAACAGAUAUAAUACAGUCACUUAUAUUGGAAUAUAAGGAUGCAUUAAAAAGCCAUGGACAUUUUAAUGAUUCUGAAAAAGAUAAUCCACGAGAACCAGCAUCUGCUUUAUUGUGGACAUAUUAUUAUUUGGCACAACAUUACGAUUAUCUUGGAAUGACAGAGAAAGCCUUUGAAGAAAUUAAUGCUGCUUUAUCUCAUACACCAACUCUCAUAGAGCUCUUUGUUACCAAAGGACGUAUAUAUAAACAUGCUGGAAAUGUUCAAGAUGCUUAUAAAUGGUUGGAUGAAGCCCAGGGUUUAGAUACUGCUGAUCGGUACAUAAAUUCUAAAUGUGCCAAAUAUAUGUUACGUGCAAAUCUUGUAAAAGAAGCCGAAGAAACGUGCGGAAAAUUCACACGAGAAGGUGUUCCACCAAUGGAAAAUCUUAAUGAAAUGCAAUGCAUGUGGAUUCAAACUGAAGCUGCACGUGCAUAUCAACGUUUAGGGAAAUAUGGCGAGGCAUUAAAAAAAUGUCAUGAAGUUGAUCGCCAUUUCUCAGAAAUUAUAGAAGACCAAUUUGACUUUCACACAUAUUGUAUGCGAAAAAUGACUCUACGUUCUUAUGUUGGAUUAUUAAGGCUGGAGGAUGUUUUGCGGUCUCAUCCAUUUUACUUCAAAGCGGCAAAAUGUGCAAUCGAAGUAUACUUACGACUUCAUGAUAAUCCACUGCCAGAUCCCACGCAAAUACAAGAAAUCGACACUGAAAAUCUGGCACCGUCAGAACUAAAAAAAUUAAGGAACAAGCAACGAAAGCAACGCAGAAAGGCUGAACUUGAACGACAGCAAGCUGCUCAAGCUCAAGAAAAAAGAGAGCAGCACAACAAGUCUCGUCAACAGACAGAUCCUGAUUUUGAACAGCCGACUUUGGAUGAAUUAAUUCCAGAAAAACUUGAAAGAGCUGAUGAUCCUCUUGAACAGGCAAUUAAAUUUUUGCAACCUUUACAAAAUUUGGCAGCCGAUCGGAUAGAAACUCACCUGAUGGCAUUUGAAAUCUACAUUCGUAAAGGUAAGAUUCUUUUGAUGUUACAAUCAAUCAAACGAGCCCAUCGACUAGACGCUAACAAUCCUGAACUUCAUUCUUGCUUGGUACGCUUUUUACGACUUACGUCAGUUCAGCAUCUUGAAGGUCCAGUUGCUGAAGUUGUCAAACGACAAACCAGCGAAAUCUUUUCAAAUACAGAUCCUGUACAAUUCAACGCUGAUUUCUUAAAGAAAAAUAGCAAUUCAUUACCGCAUUUAUUGCAAGCCGGAAGAAUGUUAUACUUCUUAGAUCCCACUGCUCAAACAAAAGCUCUCUCACUUGUCACUAAUCUUGAUGGACUCGACGGUGUGAAUUUAAAUAAUUGUACGAGGGUGCUGGAAGCUCUCUGUAAUAAAGAUUUUGGUACUUGUGAUUCUGCAAUAGACGAAUAUAUGGCAAAAUGUCACAAGCGUUUUCCUUAUGCUAAUGCAUUUAGACCACCAGAAUCAAAGAGCACCACUGUUAAUCAUCAAGACAAAGAAAAUUCUAUCAAAAAUUGAUCAUAAAUUGAGCUCACUUCGACCUAUGUGAUUGAUCAUAACGUGGAUGCGUAACAAUACGCUUUCAUCUUCUUAUCAACAAAUAUUUAUGGAAAAGUCAUGGAAGGAAUAAAUUAUUAUUGAAUAAAAAUUAAAUAAAUAAAUCAAGGUUAAUGAAAUUGAGCGUGUGAUCAACGGCCUUUGACCCUUAUUGAUAAAGAAUUGUAUUAAGUGAAAGAUAAUAGUGUUCUUAAAACAGUGCUGAUAAACAAUCUUAAUAAAUUAACGACGUGUGUUAACAUUGUCGAAUAUAGCGUAGUUUGGAAUUUAAAUAAAAUACCAAGGACAUUAGAUAUGUUCAAUUGAUAAUAAUCGUAGAAACGAUUGAAAGCGUUCUAACGUGAGAGUUGAUUGAAUUUUUCGAAUGACAUGAGGAACGUGAUAAAACCCUUUGUAUGUGUCGAACUGUAUUUGUGUACAGGGUGCGUGCAAAAUUCAUUAACGAAAAAUAUUCAUAAACAUAUUCAUUGUUUAUGUUCACAUAUUCUACAUCAUCUUUUUCCAUUGAAUCAAGUGAAAUAAAUGGUUUAAAAUUAAUAUCUAAAAAUGACACUCUACUGUGUAGAGUCCUCGUAAAAGUUCUACUAUUUGCAUUAGGCAUGACUGUUAUCGGAAUCAUAUGAAGUUAACUUUCUGUAAUAACAACCCAAUAUGUGUCGACCUCAAAACAAAACACGUAUAUAAUAUUGAACUUUAAAUCUAUAAUAAUUAUUUCCAUUACACUUUUGUAA